UGAGGAAAAGUCUAGCUUCAAUGCAUUUGAGGUAAUUUGGAAAUUCAGCUUCUAAGGUCUUCAUCUUUGUCUCCCCAAGGGGUGAAUUUAAAUUCAUUAAAAGGAUGUGGAAAGAAUGAACACUGGUGAGGUGGUCAUUAACUAGCAGAGAUGGCAAAGCAGCAACUGUGGCUUUUUUUCCUGCCUUGUGGCCUCACCUGUUAAUAAGGAUUGGACUUUGGUUUGUUAAGUGACAUCGUUUUAUUGACAACGCAUGCAUCAUAUCUUUUGACUUUGAAGGAUAUCUCAUGUAGAAGGAAUUGAGUUAAAUCAUAGAGGAUUGAACUGGAAUACCUUGGCGUGCAGGCUGAGAGUGGCGAAAUGUCUACUGAGACAUGAAGACUUUGGCCACUAGUUUUAUCCUUGGAAGUCUGGUGCUGACUUUCUAUCUGCCUUUGGUGACGACUUUACCUAAAACACUGGCCAUCCCUGAGAAGCUGCAAAAAGCUGUGGGGAAAGUUAUUGUAAAUGCCACAACCUGUACUGUCACCUGCGGCCUUGGCUAUAAGGAGGAGACCGUCUGUGAGGUGGGCCCAGAUGGAAUGAGAAGGAAGUGUAAAUCGCAGCGCCUGGAAUGUCUGACCAACUGGAUCUGUGGGAUGCUCCACUUCACCAUUCUCAAGGGAAAGGAAUUUGAGCUGAGCUGUCUGAGUUCAGACAUCCUGGAGGUUGGGCAGGAAGCUUUCCGGUUCACCUGGAGACUUGCUCGGGGUAUCAUCUCAACUGAUGAUGAAAUCUUCAAGCCCUUCCGAGGCAGUUCCCACUUCGUGAAGUUUGAAUCUGCUCAGGAGUAUGACUCUGGGACCUACCGGUGUGAUGUGCAGCUGUUAAAAAACUUGAGGCUCGUCAAGAGGCUCUAUUUUGGGCUGAGGGUCCUUCCUCCCAACUUGGUGAACCUGAAUUUUCAUCAAUCCCUUACUGAUGAUCAGAAGACGGUAGAUGAGGGCCUGGAAGUGAAUCUGGAUACCCAUCCCAGGCCUUACCGUCCACUAUGGAGAAAGAAGGUGGCGAUAGCCUUGGGACUAGGGAUUGCUAGUGGAGUGAUUGGCGGUAUGUUGGUGAGCAUUGUCUUGUACAGAGGAUUGAGGGUGGUCAAUAGCAGUGCCAGCCUGAAGACCUAACAGGCCUUGCUCCUGAAGGGCUGGCUGCGCAGGCAGCGGGACUUGGCUGCUCAGGAAACCAAGCUCGAUUUUCAGGGGAGUGUCCUGGCUGCCUGAUUGUGGUUCAGCUAAGAGGGAAGGGUUCCAGGGCCGAAAGAGUGAAUGGGAGAUGUCAAGAAGGGGCUACAUCGUGGUAGCUAUGGGCAAUAAUCUCUUAACUUCUUUGUGUCCAAGAUGGAUCUCUUCCUGAUCUCCCCUGCCCGCUAGGUACCCAGCUGACCCGACUGCGGGCAUCUCCCCUGCUGCCGGGAAGAGUUCUGUCUUCCAGGCCUGCAUCCAUUUUCUGCCCUUUAUAGCCUG
Messenger RNA from Pteronotus mesoamericanus, 1499 nucleotides. RefSeq names its product transmembrane protein 81 (gene TMEM81). The transcript has a single exon. The record is from RefSeq and is a predicted model, not a curated record. NCBI's taxonomy places the organism in Eukaryota, Metazoa, Chordata, Mammalia, Chiroptera, Mormoopidae. Bases 375 to 1160 code for a protein of 261 amino acids.